AUGAUCGAGUUUUUAAAAUCCAGUUAUAAUGAAUCAAUGCAAGAAGAGAUUCCAAAGAAGGUUCACGACUUGUUUGUUGAUAUGCCAAUGAGUGAAGAUUUAGAAAAUGGUUAUUCAGAUCCCGCCGACACAAACACCCCUCAAUCAUCAAUUGAAGUACAAGAACCUGUUUCCACUGCUGUUACUGAUGUUACUACAACUCCUACUGCUGAUACUAUAACUACCGGUGCUGCUUCUGCUGCUACCUCUGCUGCUGCUGCUUCUACUGCUGCUUCUGCUACAACUAUUACAUUUACUAAUAUUCUACUGCUGUUACAACAAAUAACCAUUCAAUCUUGUUUACCAUUAAUGAGGAACAUGAAGAAGAAGAAGAGAAAAAUGAAAUUAAUGCUACACAAAGUAUCCCAAAAUCCUUUGGAUCUAAAAAUCUUAUUAGCUGGCACAAGACCAAGACAAAUUGCCAAAGAUUAA
This is a messenger RNA of Hemisphaericaspora subhashii, 471 nucleotides long. RefSeq lists its product as uncharacterized. Bases 1 to 471 code for a protein of 156 amino acids. The record is from RefSeq and is a predicted model, not a curated record. The transcript has a single exon. NCBI's taxonomy places the organism in Eukaryota, Fungi, Ascomycota, Pichiomycetes, Serinales, Debaryomycetaceae.